UUAGAAUGCGUUGGAGACAUUUCAUUGCAGGAGCUGUUCAUCCUCUUCCCUCGUUUGGAACCUUGCCAUCUAAUGAUGCCUGCCUCUCUCGUCAACAAAGCUUGUGUCAGCGAAAGGUUCUGCUUCCGAAGGCACCCUUCCAAGGGUUAAACAAUGGCGAAUGAGACAGCAGUAACAGUGACGCCAUCCGCUUCGGAAGAUGGCCGGCAAGUUGCACCCGUGAAGCCAGGAAUCGCGCAGCGUAAUGCUCGGGUGCGUCGGUGUCUUCUCUCCUGCUGUGUUCCUCUCUCUAAAGACAUCAGCUCGACUUUUGUUUAUUGGUGUGGCGUGAUGUGCUGAACGUGAGAUGGAUCGGUUCUCUCAAAUCCUGUGACCGGAAAUGGAUUCCAAUUGCAAAUCAUUUAAAGCCGAGAGCCAGAUUCAUCACAUGUGUUUCUCCAGUCUUGGCUUUCCCGUGACCCUCUCCCACUUCUCUUGAAAGACUCUUUGUCCAUUUCCCACCCUCCCCUACUUUUUAAGCUGCUAUGCUACGUGCUCUGCAUCGUCCCCAUGAUCGGCCUGCUCGUUCCAGGAACUGCGGCACUCGUUUGAGUCAUGGGGAGCGGUGGAUACGGGAAUUCUUUUCUGAGGCAACCGAGCGGUGGCGGUGAGGGAUGGAGCUCCAAGUCGGCGAGGGGGUCGAGGAGGUGGGGGAGGAAGAGCCGGAGGGAGAGGGAGGAGGCCCCGAGCUGGUGGGGGGAGACCGGCGGUGGGAUGGUGGCCAAGAAGAGAGUGCUUGUGGUGAUCGACCACAGCGCGAGGGCCAAGCAUGCCAUGAUGUGGGCGUUGACCCAUGUGGCUAACAAGGGCGACCUCCUAACCCUUCUCCAUGUUGUUCCUCCCGAUCCCCACCAACACCACCACCACCACCACCACCACCACCACAGGGGUGGAGGAGAGGAUGAUGUUCCCAACCUCGCAAAAUCUCUUGGCACCCUGUGCAAGGCCUGCAAGUCCGAGGUGGAGGUGGAAGCACUGGUCAUUCAGGGACCCAAGCUGGCAACUGUGCUCAGCCAAGUGAGGAAGCUGGAGGCUUCCGUUCUGGUGUUGGGUCAAUGCAAGCCGUCUCCACUCUCUUGCCUGUUGCGGAGCAGCAGCGAGGAGUUUGUGGAGCAGUGCAUCAGCAACGCCGAUUGCCUGACGCUUGCAGUGCGGAAGCAGAGGAGAGGAGUGGGUGGCUACUUGAUCAGCACUCGGUGGCAGAAGAACUUCUGGCUCUUGGCCUAAGAAACAACUCUCUCUCUCUCUCUCUCUCUCUCUCUCUCUCAUCUGCUAGCUGGUAAUGAUCCCUGCUCAUGUAAAUGAAAGGCCCUCAUCUCACCUCAUCCAACAUCUGCUACUGUUGAAUGCCCUUCUUUUCCUACUUUUUCAUUCUUGUUAAAUUGGUGCUCAUUUGUAAUCUCAACAAUCGACUCAACCUUAAGAACAUCAUUCCCUUCUCAAAUAUUAGAAUCAACCUUAAGAAUC
Musa acuminata AAA Group (dessert banana) is the source of this 1506-nucleotide messenger RNA. RefSeq lists its product as uncharacterized. The coding region runs from base 595 to 1266 and encodes 223 amino acids. Lineage: Eukaryota; Viridiplantae; Streptophyta; Magnoliopsida; Zingiberales; Musaceae. The transcript is spliced from 3 exons. The record is from RefSeq and is a predicted model, not a curated record.